Molecule: messenger RNA, 213 nt
Organism: Opisthorchis viverrini
Lineage: Eukaryota; Metazoa; Platyhelminthes; Trematoda; Opisthorchiida; Opisthorchiidae
Exons: 2
Coding region: 1-213 (70 amino acids)
Source: RefSeq, a predicted model, not a curated record
AUGUCUUCUCGAAUGAUGAAAUAUUUGCAAGUCAAUUGCCAAACUCGGCGAACAGAUCAACAGCCGCCUGUCCGACAACCAACGGACAGACUUGGGCAACCUGGCAGUAUCCCAGCCCUCUUGCAACCUUCUGGUGGCAUGGCAGUUAGGCGCCGAAAGGGUGCUACAGCUGAACCAAAGGCCGGAAAGUUUUUUUCUUCAGUCGUCUGUUAA